GAGCGGAACAGGCUGAAGGGCUCGCACCAAAACCUACACAAUGGACCUCUGCAAAGUGGCGCUGUUUACUCUCCUCUCCUCUUUUUGCAACGUUUUGGCGCUUUCAUCAAAAGGCGUGUGUCUGCUUCAAGUGGACGAGGGACCCUGCAGAGCGGAUAUCGAGCGCUUUUACUACAACACGAUCACACAGAAGUGCGAGAUCUUCUACUAUGGAGGAUGCCAAGGGAAUGACAACAACUUCAAGACUUACCAGGAGUGCCAGAAGACGUGUUUCAGAAUACCAAAGGUUCCCCAAAUCUGCAGGUUCCCUAAAGACGAGGGACCCUGCCGUGCCCUCUUCCCACGUUACUUCUUCAACAUGACCACCAUGCAGUGCGAGCCCUUCUACUAUGGCGGCUGCCAGGGGAACGAUAACCGCUUCCAGGACCUCGCCUCGUGCAAGGAGUACUGCAGUCCCAAAAAAACUGUCCCUGUGCUGUGCCUGGAUCCUCUGGACAAAGGGAAGUGCUCGGCCUCCAUCACUCGGUAUUACUACAACACAGCCACCAAGAUGUGUGAAGAGUUCGUCUACUCGGGCUGCGGAGGGAGCAGCAACAACUUCGUGUCGCGGCAGAGCUGCAUGGACGUGUGUGUUACAGGAGGGAAAAAGCACACGGCACAAGUCAAAGGCCGACGGAUGAGGCGGAACAGGCACAACCACAUCACGUUCCGGCGGGCGUAGACCUCUGACAGACGAUUUCAUGUCAGCAGUCCUCACUCGGACCAGAUCCUCACAGAAAGCUAACAUGUAGUAGUUUAUGUUAAAGACAUCGACCAGGUCAAUUUGCUGUGAAAGAAGGAGCCUUCACACACAAUUUUGGCUGGACUUGUAACGCCUUAUGAACAUUUCUUCAAAUGUGAUUUCAUUCUAUGCUGUCCAUGAAGUUUGUUACUACUGCACUAUUGUUCUCGACUGUGUUUUUUUUGAUACUGUAAUGUACGUUU
This is a messenger RNA of Salarias fasciatus (jewelled blenny), 984 nucleotides long. It is a transcript of the gene tfpi2, whose product is annotated as tissue factor pathway inhibitor 2. The record is from RefSeq and is a predicted model, not a curated record. Lineage: Eukaryota; Metazoa; Chordata; Actinopteri; Blenniiformes; Blenniidae. Gene Ontology annotation, molecular function: serine-type endopeptidase inhibitor activity. The coding region runs from base 41 to 721 and encodes 226 amino acids. Gene Ontology annotation, cellular component: extracellular region. The transcript is spliced from 5 exons. Gene Ontology annotation, biological process: negative regulation of peptidase activity.